AUGGCUGAAUGCGAGCAAUCUAUCCGACCCGGAAGGGCUUCUAGUGGAACACCCAACAACGGUUUUACCACUGAACGCUCGGUUGGCGGUGAGCGUCGUUCGAUCCGCCACUAUCACGAUGGUCGAGUAUCGCAACGUGAGGGUCCUGUCCCUGGUCCUGUUCAAGCACUAACCAAGAGCAAAGUCAUCUCCAGGCAAAAUAGCACUUCAACUGCCCCCAACAACAAGGCUGUCCCCAAGCCCAAGGAACCGGAAUAUCAGUCCCCUACUCUCGCUGAAAUUGAGAAGCUCUCCGGUGCCGUUCAUAAGCUCUUCCACCCAGAAAGCUCUAAACCCUACAAAGAGUAUCUCCCGCAGACAGAGAGCCCACAGUCAUGGAGUUCUGACAGCUCCUAUGGCAUGAUUACCCCACCCUUCCCUGUAGCAUCCCCUACUCCCGAAGACUCACCGGAACUAACGAGCACGGAGGUUUUCCCCGCUCCGGUGGCUGUCAACCCUGAUACCCCAGACGAGGAUGCUAACUCUAUUUCGAAGCAGUGGGCCGACAUUGGUGGAAAGAACCGCAUUAGACAUUCAGGUAUUCACGACUGA
This is a messenger RNA of Penicillium samsonianum, 591 nucleotides long. RefSeq lists its product as uncharacterized. The coding region runs from base 1 to 591 and encodes 196 amino acids. The record is from RefSeq and is a predicted model, not a curated record. NCBI's taxonomy places the organism in Eukaryota, Fungi, Ascomycota, Eurotiomycetes, Eurotiales, Aspergillaceae. The transcript has a single exon.